This is a messenger RNA of Syngnathoides biaculeatus (alligator pipefish), 2042 nucleotides long. RefSeq names its product cholinergic receptor, nicotinic, delta (muscle) (gene chrnd). Gene Ontology annotation, cellular component: neuron projection; synapse; postsynaptic membrane. NCBI's taxonomy places the organism in Eukaryota, Metazoa, Chordata, Actinopteri, Syngnathiformes, Syngnathidae. The transcript is spliced from 13 exons. Bases 284 to 1915 code for a protein of 543 amino acids. The record is from RefSeq and is a predicted model, not a curated record. Gene Ontology annotation, biological process: nervous system process; chemical synaptic transmission; signal transduction. Gene Ontology annotation, molecular function: transmembrane signaling receptor activity; acetylcholine-gated monoatomic cation-selective channel activity.
UAUAAGAAACAAUUGGAAUUUCUUAAAUUUCUCCAUGAAUUGUAUAUUGACACAGCCUGACAGUAUGCAAACUUUUUUCAAGUCAGUUUGAAGUAUGACGUUUAGUGAGUGUUGAUGCAAUUUGUGUUUUCCGGGACAGAGUGACCGAGUGCUGCCACCAUUGCUUUCUAUUUUCUGCUGCCCGUGUUUCUGCAGCUGUUCACUGUCAAUCAAACACACUUUGGCAUAUGGUCAAGAAUUGCACGGACGGGCAAAUGAGUUCUUCGUGACAAAACUCAAGCGGAUGAUGAAGGUCGUCGUUGCUGUGCCCAUGCUCGCGCUGCUUUGGCCUGUGUGCUUGUGCAGGAAUGAGGAGGAGCGCCUGAUCAACUACUUGUUAAAGGAACGGGGAUACAACAAGGAACUGCGUCCGGUGGAGAGGCAGCAGGAUGCAGUCAACGUCAGCCUCGCUCUCACGCUCUCAAACCUCAUCUCCUUGAAAGAAGUGGACGAGACUCUACUCACCAACGUCUGGAUCGACCAUACGUGGACGGAUUACCGGCUGACGUGGAACACGACCGAGUUUGACGGCAUCGAGAUGCUGCGCUUGCCGUCCAACAUGGUGUGGCUGCCAGAGAUCGUGCUGGAAAACAAUAAUGAUGCCCAGUUCCAGGUGGCCUACUACAGCAACGUGCUGGUUAACUCUGAAGGGCUAUGCUACUGGUUGCCGCCAGCCAUCUUCCGCUCGUCCUGCUCCAUCAACGUCAACUAUUUCCCCUUCGACUGGCAGAACUGCACCCUCAAGUUCACCUCACUGACGUACAACGCCAAAGAGAUUCGAAUGCUACUGAAGACGGAAACAGAUGACGACGGCAACAAGUGGACGGUCGAGUGGAUCAUCAUCGAUCCAGCGAGCUGGACGGAGAACGGCGAGUGGGAGGUGAUCCACCGUCCGGCCAAGAGGAACAUGUACAAACACAUUCCCAAGGAGAGCAACAAGCACCAGGAUAUCACCUUCUACCUCAUCAUCAAACGCAAACCGCUCUUCUACAUCGUCAACAUCAUCAUCCCCUGUGUGCUCAUCUCCUUCCUGGCGUCACUCGUCUACUACCUCCCUGCUGACAGUGGUGAGAAGAUGACGUUGUCCAUCUCUGUGCUGCUUGCUCAGUCUGUCUUCCUGCUGCUGAUCUCUAAAAGGCUUCCAGAGACUUCAAUCUCCGUCCCGCUCAUUGUCAAGUACCUGAUGUUCAUCAUGGUGCUGGUGACAGUGGUGGUCUUGAACUGUGUCGUGGUUCUCAACCUGCAUUUUAGGAGCCCAAGCACACACGUCAUGUCUGACUGGACCAAGAGGUUAUUCCUGGAGCGACUUCCCCGGCUCCUGCUCAUGUCUCGGCCAGCGGAGUCCGAACCGUACUGGAACGGCGCCUUGCAGCGGCGAUCUAGCUCAGCAGGCUACAUUGCGUCGGCCGAGGAGUACUACAGCGUCAAGUCCCGCAGCGACUUGAUGUUCGAGAGGCAGUCGGUGAGACACGGGCUCACAACCCGCCCCGCACACGCAACAGUGAAAAAACUGCAGGAGGAGGGUGGCGUCACCGAGCAGCUGUAUGGAGAAAUCAAGCCGGCGGUGGACGGAGCAAACUACAUCAUCAAACACAUACGGAACAAGAAUGACUACAAUGAGGAGAAGGACAACUGGAGCGGCAUCGCUCGCACUGUGGACCGUCUGUGCCUCUUCCUGAUUACCCCAGUGAUGACCUUUGGCACCAUCAUCAUCUUCCUCAUGGGCGUCUAUAACCACCCGCCACCGCUGCCCUUUGCUGGAGAUGCUCACAACUACAGGGAUGACAACCCACGGCUACUAGUCGUCUUCUCGUGUCUUCUGAAAUCUCAGUGCCAGCAACGACCUCACUGGAGAGAAGAACACAGCUCAAGAUGAGUGCUUGCUUUCACGCUGGCCUUCCUACAUUUAGGUUAGUUUGACCCACUCACGUUUAAAGCCCAGGAAUCCUAUGAUGCAAAGAGACACAAGCAACAAGAAGCUGAAUACAGUCACGGUGCAAAGA